This is a messenger RNA of Mus pahari (shrew mouse), 5185 nucleotides long. RefSeq names its product SMAD family member 5 (gene Smad5). Gene Ontology annotation, molecular function: RNA polymerase II cis-regulatory region sequence-specific DNA binding; I-SMAD binding; DNA-binding transcription factor activity, RNA polymerase II-specific. The record is from RefSeq and is a predicted model, not a curated record. Lineage: Eukaryota; Metazoa; Chordata; Mammalia; Rodentia; Muridae. The coding region runs from base 387 to 1784 and encodes 465 amino acids. Gene Ontology annotation, biological process: anatomical structure morphogenesis; SMAD protein signal transduction; cell differentiation. The transcript has 7 exons. Gene Ontology annotation, cellular component: heteromeric SMAD protein complex.
UUUGUCCCUGCCCCGGGUCCCGGUGGUUCCCUUGGGCAUGCGUGCCCAAGUUCAGACUCCAUCCCCUCCCCCUGCCCUUUCUCCUCUGCGCUUCUGGCUGCGCCGAGCCGGGAGCCCAAAGCUCUGGGAACUUCCCCGGUGGCAGCCGUCUUAGGGUCAGAGCCUGUUCAGUGGCCCGGACUUUUCGGUUGCAGAAGGAGCUGGCGGGGAUGGUGGAGGACUUGUACUAACAGAAGAAGUCUAUGGCACCUGUCAAGUUAAAUGCCACUCCCCCCUGCACUUGGACCUUCUGCUGAAGACCUGCAUGUGACUUUUCGCCUGCGACCCACGAGUCCUUUUUGUACCUUGACUUUGAUUACAGGAAAGUGUCUGAAGAUUCCUAUCAAAUGACGUCAAUGGCCAGCUUGUUUUCUUUCACUAGUCCAGCCGUGAAGCGAUUGUUGGGCUGGAAACAAGGUGACGAGGAAGAGAAAUGGGCAGAAAAGGCAGUGGAUGCUUUAGUGAAAAAGCUGAAGAAGAAGAAGGGUGCUAUGGAGGAGCUGGAGAAAGCCUUGAGCAGCCCAGGACAGCCAAGCAAGUGUGUCACGAUCCCCAGGUCCUUGGAUGGACGCCUUCAAGUCUCGCACAGGAAAGGCUUGCCCCAUGUUAUAUAUUGCCGUGUUUGGCGCUGGCCAGAUUUGCAGAGCCAUCACGAGCUAAAACCAUUGGAUAUUUGUGAAUUUCCUUUUGGAUCUAAGCAAAAGGAAGUUUGUAUCAAUCCAUACCACUAUAAGAGAGUGGAGAGUCCAGUCUUACCUCCAGUGUUAGUGCCUCGUCACAAUGAAUUCAAUCCACAACACAGCCUUCUGGUUCAGUUCAGGAACCUGAGCCACAAUGAACCGCACAUGCCACAAAACGCCACGUUUCCCGAUUCUUUCCACCAGCCCAACAAUGCUCCUUUUCCCUUAUCUCCGAAUAGCCCCUAUCCUCCUUCCCCUGCGAGCAGCACAUAUCCCAACUCCCCAGCAAGCUCUGGACCUGGAAGUCCAUUUCAGCUCCCAGCUGACACCCCUCCCCCUGCCUAUAUGCCACCUGAUGAUCAGAUGGCUCCAGAUAAUUCCCAGCCUAUGGAUACAAGCAGUACCAUGAUUCCUCAGACCAUGCCCAGCAUAUCCAGCAGAGAUGUUCAGCCUGUCGCCUAUGAAGAGCCCAAACACUGGUGUUCAAUUGUCUACUAUGAAUUAAACAAUCGUGUUGGCGAAGCUUUUCAUGCAUCUUCUACUAGUGUGUUAGUAGAUGGAUUUACAGAUCCUUCAAAUAACAAAAGUAGAUUCUGCCUGGGAUUGUUGUCAAAUGUUAAUCGUAAUUCAACUAUUGAAAACACUAGGCGGCAUAUUGGAAAAGGUGUUCAUCUAUACUACGUUGGUGGGGAGGUGUAUGCUGAGUGUCUUAGUGACAGCAGCAUCUUUGUUCAGAGUAGGAACUGCAACUUUCACCAUGGCUUCCAUCCCACCACCGUCUGUAAGAUCCCCAGCAGCUGCAGUCUCAAGAUUUUUAACAAUCAGGAGUUUGCUCAGCUUCUGGCUCAGUCAGUCAACCACGGGUUCGAGGCUGUGUAUGAGCUCACCAAGAUGUGUACCAUUCGAAUGAGUUUUGUCAAGGGUUGGGGAGCGGAGUACCACCGACAGGAUGUCACCAGUACUCCAUGCUGGAUUGAGAUUCACCUCCACGGGCCUCUGCAGUGGCUGGAUAAAGUCCUUACUCAGAUGGGCUCUCCGCUGAACCCCAUUUCUUCUGUUUCAUAGUGCAGAAGGAUUCUUUUCAACUAUACUUUUAGUGGACUUGUUUUAAUUUUAGAGGAAUUUCCAGUACAGAUGCUGUGAGCUGACAUGGAAAACAGAUUAUUUUUUCUACGUAAUUGUGACCAACACAUUUGUAUUUUAUGAUGAUAUUACAUUUGUUUGUAUUCAUGUUCAUUGUGAUUAACUUUCAAAAGUAUUGUAAACGAUGUAGAGUAUUUUGCCCCUGUUGAAAUGUUUAGCAUUGAUCUUAAACUGGAACGUGCUUUUGCUUAUUGUCCCAACAGUUUUUAAAAUUGUUAUUUUUUUUACAAAGUAGUACAUCACAUAAUGAAAUUUUAUCCUUUAAGAGAACAUACAUUGUGGAAAGCAGUAGACGAUAUUCCUCUGGGAAUUUCUUUGCCCUUCCACCUUUGAUAAAGCAUACAUUGUUUGCAGGACCUUAAAAGUAGGGCUUGCUUAAAGGAAACUGUUGAAUCUUAUUUGAAGGACACUACAGUCCUAACGUGUUCAGUGAAAGCAAGGUGGUAGAUUUCUGGAUGUCAUGCAUUUACAUUUAAUAUAGAUAAUAUUCAUCAGUGUAAUGUGACUUCAUGGCAUAUAUCUUUUGUAAAACAUUUCCUUCUUAAAAAUCUCAAGUAUUUGUCAUUUACUCAAAUUUGUCAUAAGUUCUACUUAGCAGCUAGUUACUGUGUGCUCUGUGGCCUGGUUCAGCAUAGUUUGCUGCUUUGGGCCACUGAUUCAAGAACUCUGAUUUUACUGUGCAUUAAUCUUUUCAUUUCGCACUUUUAUGGGUGAGUGUCUCAGUGUAGCCUCUGGUAGAAUACUGUUGGGUGACCCGGUCUUAGCUCUCCUCCUCGCCGCCUUGGCACUCCUUUGUACAACACUACCACUUAGAGAAGACAGCUGCAAGCUGUGCUGCUUUUUCUAGCCUUUAACUUUCUAUUUAGUUUAUAAUGUUGUUCUUCUAUAGCUCCAGCUAAGGUGCCUGUUAAUCCCCUACAGUGUUAGGAGUGUUAUGAUAUUGAAAGGUUAUGUAUGAACACCUUUGCUCUUUACCAGGCUUGUCAUACAAGGACUUAUGCACUCUGGCCAUCAGUGGCUCUUUGUUGGCCCAAGAGUGAGGCUGUUGGUGUAAAUGAAUCACAGCAGGGGUUUGGGAUAGUUCAUGUCGCAUCUCAUACAGCAAAGAGUGUGGCCUUGUCUCUCUGCAUCUUCAUGCUGCCUCUUCCUUUUCAUCCUUUUAGAGCCUGCAUGGAUGCUAAUCUCCACAACACUGUUGGAUGUGAACACUCUUAAGAUACCCAUUUAGUUCUCUGUGCCUUGUCCUUAGGACUCUUAGCCACUUUCUAGGGAGCAGUUAUGGCCUGAGAAUGAAGACACUACUUUGUUAAAGAAAAAGGCCUAAUUUGCCUAUCAGAGUGAGAAAGUUUAUUUUCAGGUGCCUUUUGAAAAUAUACAGAGCCACUUUGUUCUUCUGCUGAAAAUGUUAUUUUGGCUUGACUUUUUAGAGUGCCAUUCCUGCCUUUAUGAGGAAAACAGCUUUUUUUGUGUGUGUGUGGGGGGGGUGAUUACUUUUUCGUUUUCUGUAUCAUUAUUUGCCUUUCAGAGUGCUGCCAUUGGGUGGCUUUGCUCCUUCAGAGGGGGUUCCUUGAUGGCCUUCAGUAGCUUGAGCUGUAAACAUAAGUAUUCCAUAGCAAGUGUGUGUCAGCUCCAUGAGAGAGAGAUGUCCGCUUUAUAGCCGAGUGCAGAAACCGUUCACUGUGCCUUUAUGUGGCAAGCUCCUGGCAGCCUUUAUGAACAGGUUUGUAGGAAUAUGUCUUGAGUUGAAUGACAGGUAGUAUAUGUCUGUGAGCUCUGCUGAAGUCUGGAAACAAGGGCCUUGCCUGCUCCUUUUUUCAGCAGUAGGUUACAUGUUGUCUUUCCACAGCCUUGCAUGUCACAGGCCUCGACCUUGCAGAGUCUGUACAGUGGCAGGACUGAAGCUCUGCGCUGUUCCGAGGUUCAUGGAGAAAUCCCAACCUGUUCUGUGGUCAGUAAAUGGAGACUGUGCAGUCUCCCUGCUCCUGUCCCGUCCAAGGAGAUACAUACAUCUGUGGGUAGGCAGUGCUCACAGUGAGGGGAAGACAGCAAGUGUGGACUGGACCGCAGAGGGCAGGGAGUAGGGCCUCUGAAGCCACCACCAGAUCAGACCAGUGCCAGUCUCUGUCUGAGAUGGGGCCCAGACUGGCCUUGAGCAUGUGGAGUUGCUGAGGGUGGCCUUCAGUUCUCCACCCUCUGAAGUGCUAGGAGGCCAGGCAUCCGCCAUCAUACCCAGCUUCUGUGGGGCUGAGGACAGACUCAGACUUUAGGUGUGCUAGGCACGUACUCUGCCAAGCCAAUGACGUCCCUAGUUCAGCAGUCACAGUUUUAGUCUACAAGAUACAUUAAUAUCUGCCAGGGAACAAAGAUAGAUUUGUAAAUAAUAAAGAUUGCCAUCAGUUUGAUAAACCGUGCAAAUGGAAGAAUCAAAAUCUCAGCGAUGAAUUACGGUAACAGGAUGCUGGCUAGAAAAAGCAGGGCUAGUGUACCUCCAGCGUGGUGUGAUGCCCUCGCUCAUGGCACCUAACUGAACUUAAGGGCUGUAAGCAGGCGUGCUGUGGGCCUUCCAGAACUAGAGAAGAUUGGAGGAGGAACUAAGUUUUAAAAUAGCAAAAGUUGGGUAAUGGUGGCACAUGCCUUUGAUUCUAGCACUCGAGAGGCAGGGGCUAGCCUAGUCUACAGAGCAACUUCUACACAGAGAAACUGGCUUGGAGGAAAAAAGGAAAAGAGCAAACAAAUAGAACAGACUAGGAAUCCUUCUGCCCCUUUCUAUGUUUCAUGGUUGCAGGUGUAAGAAAAGUAACUGUAGAUGUGGCUGAAUUUCUAAGAUGAAACCAGUAGUAAGAUUGCUAAAUAUAACACUUCAGCAGGCUACACUAAUAAUGCAGACCAUUUGCACGUUAGACACCCUUUGGGGAUGUGAAUGACAGUAAUACUGCGAUAUGAAAUGAACUGUACAAGUAGCGCUCGGGGUUACCUUACCGUCUCCCUAGUGCCUGAGAGGACUCUGGGAGACAUUUACAGCCCCUGCCGGAAGCGCCAUUGGGAGGAGAGAGUGGAUGAAGAAGUGAAGUCUUACUGGUCCAGGACACGCCUGUCAGCCAUGUCAUUUGUGCUCCUGCCACCGAGAGCACUGAGAGGCUUGGCUCAGUGUCCUCGCACCUUGUCUGGUCACGUCCCUGGCAGCACUCGGGUCCCUGUCACUCACUGGUCUCUCUUAAAGUCCUGUCUCUUUGCAUCCUGAAGAUUCUCAAAAAAUUACUAUUUUUUCUUUCUUUUUUAAAAGUCUUUGUUAUUUUGUUGUUUUGGGAUACAGUCUCUUUGUA